AUGGACGCAUAUCAAUCUUUAAGCGGCCGAGUGGCCUCCAUGGAGGAACUCCUGCGUAGGAGUGAAUCCACCAUGGCUAUGGUUCUUCAACGUGUUAAGGGAAUAGAGGAAUUCGUGGUAGCAAGUGAGGGACGGCACCGUAAUGAAGGCGCCACACGCAGUGAUGGUUUGGCGCUUAAGUUGGAUAGAGUGGCGGACGCGUGUAAUGUGAGGUUAGAGACAGUCAACAAUGAUCUUCAAAGGCAGGGCGCCACCGUGCGGCUUUUAGAGGAGUCUGUUAAAUCCAUAGCUAGCACUGUGGAGCAAAAGGUGAAUUGUGAUAUAUUGGCCUGUUAUCAGCGGUUGCAAACUGUGGAAACAUCACUUACCUCCUCCGUACGGAAUCUAGAGAGUGGCAUAAAAUCACAGUUGGACUGCUUGAGGUCUACCGAUCAAACCAUACAGGGGGAACUGGCUUCCGUGCAACAUACAUUUAGUGGAGAACUGCUGCAAACCCGGCAGCGUGUUGAGAAAUUAGAGGCAUCCGUACGAAGUGCUUUAGAUGAGUUAAGGGGAAUGUUUUCCAAUGAAGUCGUUAAGUUGUCUGAUAGUUUCAAGAUGCAAUUGCAAUCUUACAAUCAAUCAUCCAGUGCAGCAUUGGCGGCGCUUGAUCAAAAGCUUCAGGAUGGGUUGAAUACCCUGCAAGGGACGUUAGCUCGCGAGAUUUCUGCAGAUAGGCAGACAAUCAGUUCGGUUGACACAAAUUUGAGGGAUGGGCUUCAAUCAUUGCAUAGUACUGUGAACACGGAUAUCGCUACGCUCUCUGCGCGCCUGCAGUCGGAGGAAGUGGCUUCAAGGGCAAUGCAACAACAACUUCUCACUGAGCUGUCAUCUCAUCGUCAGCAGUUAGAAACAGUAGAUACCAACUGGAGAGCAAGCCUCACUGACCUCGCCGGAAAGCUGCAAGACGAAUGCCAGGGCCUUCGUGGAAAACAGUCGGUUGUGGAAACUACUCUUCAGAGGAGCUUGGGCCAAGUGAAUGCCCGCGUAGAGGAGGUUGCUGGUGAGCUCCACCGCACCACGGAUAACAUUGAGCGGAACGUUCAAACAAGACUCGCUUCAAUAGAGGGGAUACGCGAUGACAUUUCAAGGAUUAAAUGCUCGCUGGCAACCGAGCAGGAUGAGAGACGGCGGUUACAGGAGGAGUUGCGGAGCUUCUCGGUGCUGGCUGAGCGCAGUGUGAUGCAACUGCAGUCUGUUAUGGAGGCGACGGUACGUGCAACCCAUAGUGAUUUACUGGAACGGUUGAGGCCGCUGACGACUUAUCGUUCGGAGAUGCACGCGGCGGUGACUGCCGCACUCAACAAAUUGUGGUGUGAAGUGAGGGAGACGUUCACUUCACAGCGCGAAUUUCAGGCUAUACAGAAUCAGAUUGAAGUGCUCGACAAUGCUGUGCGGAAAGAGGUGGCGUUGCUGGCGGAGAAGGGGAGACUACUCGAGCGCCGCACGGAAAAACAAUCAGCAGGUACUGUUUCCACUGAACUUGCGAGGGUCAGCACCGAAAGCAGUGCCCUCGUUCCGUUCGACGCUGCUGGGGAACUUAAUACUGUUUGGACUGAACUUCGUGACCUACAGAAACGGUUAGGCACAUCGAAAGAGGAGAUGAUUGCUUUGAUUGGGCACACUCGCAAGGAGCUUCUCAACAGCACUCUCGACAUCGUUAAGGAUAGCAGUGAUGAGUUCCGCGGGGCCCUAACGGAUAUUAAAACAGACGUCCAACUGUUAAUGCCCCGUGUGGAAAAGGCACUGACGGCUGCCAGGGCAGCUGUCGAGAAGAACGCUGGGAAGGAUGGUGCCGGCAAUCCAAAGAAGACUGUCAUACGGUUAUUGCGGAAGAGCUUAGACGACCCCACAAAAUGCGGUGAAAACGCGGUGUAUGUGUUGCCAGCCGAAUCAGAGGCGCCACUUCAUUCGUUUACUAAGGAACGGGGGAGAGAGGGUCCUUACGGGAAGAAAAACACAGCCCCAAAUGAUGAUACAAUGACAUCAGGAGCGGCAAACCGACCGCUGCCGGAGAAAAUGCAAACAAACCCGAGAGCGCCAGUUGAGCAUAACAUGGAGGGGAAUGGACUAAGCAAGGGCCGUCCAGUUGUGCCGGCUUUGAGUGAAAGGGCUUUGCAAAUCUCGGCGGCACGUGAGGAACCCACCCGAUCCCCACUAGUGUCUCAGAAAGAUUAUAAGGGAUACGCCGCGAAUGCUGGUGAACAUAUUGCAAGUGCGGGAGUGCCUCAUGCAACCACGGUGAGGCGAGGUUCACCAAAUGCAACUGCAUCUGGUGAAAGAGAGUUGGAUGGUCAAAUGCGAGGUUCAAGACCUUCACACGGGUUUGCAGAUGUUGAUACAGUGUCUGCUUCAUUACUUCCUCCACUGGUACGGGGAGCGAGAGCGUCUCCUUCACCAGGGCCUUAUCCCGUCACCAGUAAAUAG
This is a messenger RNA of Trypanosoma brucei brucei TREU927, 2466 nucleotides long. RefSeq lists its product as hypothetical. NCBI's taxonomy places the organism in Eukaryota, Euglenozoa, Kinetoplastea, Trypanosomatida, Trypanosomatidae. Bases 1 to 2466 code for a protein of 821 amino acids. The record is from RefSeq and is a predicted model, not a curated record. The transcript has a single exon.